AUGUCCCAGAUAAUCGACGCUCUUGUUAUCGGCGGCGGCCCGGCAGGGCUGGGUGCUGCCCUUGGUCUCUGCCGCCAAAACCAUAGCGUGGUUCUACUCGACAGUGUCUCAUAUCGCAACACUAUUGAUACAAUACCCGACAACCGGAUGCAUAUGGUGGCGACCUGGGACCAUCGACGUCCAGACGAAUUCCGUGUCGCUGCACGCAAGGAGUUGCAACGGUACGAACGAUUCAAGUACAUGGAGGCCGAGGUUGUUUCUGUCCGACAAACCACAAGCACCCAAGGUGGAAAGCUCGAGGCUCUUUUUAACGCAAAGGCAGCUGAUGGCACUGAAUACGCCGCACGUAAGCUCAUUCUGGCAACAGGCGUCAAAGACGCUUUUCCAAAGAUUGAAGGAUUUUCUGAAUGUUGGGCUAAAGGAAUCUUCCAUUGCCUAUUUUGCCAUGGAUACGAGGAUCGUAACUCCCAGUCCGUCGGAGUUCUAGCGGUUGGUGAAUGUGCCGAAACAUUGACUGUUGCACGUAUGGCUCGCGCAGCCCAUCAGUUCUCGCGAUCCAUCACCAUAUAUACCAAUGGCAACUCCGAACUAGGCGAUCAGGUUUACCGACUUCUUGGCAAGGAAGGCUGGUGUUCAAUAAACAACCUAGGAAUCAAGAAGGUGUACAUGCCACAAAAGACGCCUGCUUCGCCAAUUACGGUGCAGGUCGAGUUAUCUGAUGGAACUACAAAAACAGAAGACUUUCUGGUCCAUAAGCCGGCUACUGUGCAGGCUAGUGCAUUAUACACCCAGCUUGGACUGCAACUUACCGCUGAAGGAGAUAUCAAAGUCAAGGAACCCAUGUUUGAAACUUCAAAGGCUGGUGUUUUUGCAGUUGGGGAUUGUGCAUCGCCGAAUAAAUUUGUUAGUUCUGCUAGUACAUCGGGAGGAUUUGCUGGGGCUGGGGCUGCGAUGCAGUUGCAAGCUGGGUUCUAG
Fusarium pseudograminearum CS3096 is the source of this 975-nucleotide messenger RNA. RefSeq lists its product as uncharacterized. NCBI's taxonomy places the organism in Eukaryota, Fungi, Ascomycota, Sordariomycetes, Hypocreales, Nectriaceae. Gene Ontology annotation, molecular function: oxidoreductase activity. The record is from RefSeq and is a predicted model, not a curated record. The transcript has 2 exons. The coding region runs from base 1 to 975 and encodes 324 amino acids.